CCAUUCUAACAGGAUGUACGCAAUAAACUGAAUAAGUACAGGAAAAAGUAUGCAGAUAACGGUGAAAAUAGAUAGUGAUAGUUGAGUCGUCUCGUUGGCGACAAACAUUUUUGAAAUGGACCGCCAAGGCCGAUCCGGGUAUCCUACUCGAUCCAAUUACUCACGUUAUGGCAGAGGUAUUCAUCAUCAGUCACAUACUGAAGGAUCUAAGCCAACAUUCACUCGCAUCAACCCUGACACAAAAUUUAUUGAUAACGAAGACGUUGAGGGGGUACACCUUGUAAAUGACUUUGACCUGGUUCGUCAACUGCAAGUGCGUUUGGGAGAAUUCGCCAAAGGACCGAGGAAUAUUUUUCCUGCAAUGUGGCCCGUCUCCUUGUCCACGAAGAACGUCCAGUCGCUUGCAUCAAAGCCUUAUUAUGUGGUGGGACCCAAACCAGCCGGACCGCGUUUCCUGCUUUACAUCGAUUCUUCCGGGGAUAUUUUCCUGGAGAAUAUGACGCAACACAUUUUUCGUGUCGACGAGGAUCACGCCAUUAAGAUAGAAACGUUUGACGGGCGACCAAUAACAGACACUGUUCUCGAUGGAAUAAUUACAAGAGAGAAAUCAAUUGACAAUGCCAGUUGUAAUGGAAAAGAGGCUACCAGGAAAUUUACGUUUAUAAUUCUGGACGCAAUCAGGUGCAGCGGAAAUGACCUGACUGGUUUGAAUAUCCUCGAACGAAUCGCUUUUGUCAGGGAAGUGAUCAUGAUACCAAGGACGUAUGCCCGGGGAAAAGAGAAGGAAGCAUUUGACUUGGAGAUAAUCAAAUACGAGGAUGCGUAUCAGACAGAAAAUUACUUGUCUGAUGAAUUCAUCAAUAGUUACAAAUAUCCAUUUCGUUCGCUAGUCUUUCAUCCACGACAGAAGGGCUAUAACACCAGAUCCACUUACAAAGCCUUUCAGUGGCGGGAAAAUGAUGUUCAAGAAAUCAGUUUUCGGCUUCAAAUUCCAAAAGGAAUCAGAGAGCCAAAAGUCGCCGAGCUUCAUGUGAUAGGCCCUUAUCGCUCUGAAAUCAAAUACGACACGAUUAAAAUGACAGAAGAAAUUAAAAAGCUGGACGGAUGCAUUAUUGAUUGCCGCUAUUUUGAUCACCAAUGGAUCUUCAUCAAGCAGCGCCAUGACCGCAAUCAUCCCAAUGGAAGGCGUGCAGUUAUGGGGAAAAUGGAAGCGCUAGAAAAUUCCGUGUCUCGUGAUCUUCUCCUGGCUACUCUAGAAAAUUCUAGAGGUUUGGAAUGAUAUUGUUUUCUCCUUCGGUUUGUCUAUUAUAGCUGUGUGUUCACGGUUCAAUCAAGUUCAUCCACGGUUAUUAUAUAAAAAAAAUUAGAAAUACACUAUUAAUAAGUUGAGCUAGUAA
Daphnia pulicaria is the source of this 1397-nucleotide messenger RNA. RefSeq names its product mRNA-capping enzyme-like. Gene Ontology annotation, biological process: 7-methylguanosine mRNA capping. Gene Ontology annotation, molecular function: ATP binding; mRNA guanylyltransferase activity. The coding region runs from base 116 to 1279 and encodes 387 amino acids. Lineage: Eukaryota; Metazoa; Arthropoda; Branchiopoda; Diplostraca; Daphniidae. The record is from RefSeq and is a predicted model, not a curated record. The transcript is spliced from 7 exons.